Messenger RNA from Botrytis cinerea B05.10, 488 nucleotides. RefSeq lists its product as hypothetical. Gene Ontology annotation, cellular component: ribosome. The coding region runs from base 53 to 331 and encodes 92 amino acids. Lineage: Eukaryota; Fungi; Ascomycota; Leotiomycetes; Helotiales; Sclerotiniaceae. The record is from RefSeq and is a predicted model, not a curated record. The transcript is spliced from 3 exons. Gene Ontology annotation, molecular function: structural constituent of ribosome. Gene Ontology annotation, biological process: translation.
GACAAAUCUUCAAUUUCUUCAUCACCGUUCAUCAACGCAAAAUACCGCCAAGAUGACAAAGAGAACCAAGAAGGUCGGAGUCACCGGUAAAUACGGUACCAGAUACGGUGCAUCCCUCAGAAAGCAAGUCAAGAAGAUGGAAAUCACUCAACACGCAAGAUACGUCUGCACCUUCUGUGGAAAGACUUCCGUCAAGAGACACUCCGUUGGUAUCUGGGAUUGCAAAUCAUGCAAGAAGACCGUUGCUGGAGGAGCUUACACCGUCACAACCCCCGCCGCCGCUGCUAUGAGAUCGACUCUCCGCAGAUUGAGAGAAAUCGCUGAGGUUUAAAUGGCUUGGGAUGGAUGUUUGUUUCUACGGGUUAUUUUUUUCUGCGGCACGGGAUAGGUCUCACUUAUGAUACACAAGGGAAAAGCAUGGCGCUGCAUGAUCGAUGCCGAAAUUCGAUGAGACCGGAUAAAGAAAAAUGAAAUCAUACCCUGCCUCA